Messenger RNA from Echinostoma caproni, 552 nucleotides. Lineage: Eukaryota; Metazoa; Platyhelminthes; Trematoda; Plagiorchiida; Echinostomatidae. The record is from the annotation of a GenBank genome assembly.
AUGAUCUCGGCUGGCUACAUAGCGACCACAGAACUUUCGAAGACUAAAGAAUAUACAUCAGAGACAAUCAUUUGCUUAUACUCGAUCAAUUUGACACGUAUUGCAAAUCUGCUCAUUGAACUGUCCCAACAUUCCGCUCUACGUAUUGCCAUUCGUGCCAAGCAUGAAUUUGAACAGAAAAAUGCCUGUGUUGUAUGGUUUUCUUUUGGUGAUGUUUUUGUGCGAUUGGUUCACAAGUGUAUCAAUCGUCUUUGUUACAGACGACUUAUCGAACAGCGUUAUCGUGUGGAAACUUUGAUCGAGAAACAUCAGUCGAAACUGGCUGUUCUUGAAAAAACAACCGUGGAAGGUAGUGGUGAUGAUAACACAGACGAUGCCGACUUGGUUACACAGCACAAAGAGAGUUUGGAAUCUCUUAAAUCGAGCAUUACACCAGCUGAACAGAAACAACUCAUUCAUCUAACUUCCAGACUAGCAAAGUUGGCCAGUUCUGAACAAGAGACGCACAUUACUUGGUUCGUGUCUGAGCUUUAUCUGCGAUUGCACGAGUGA